Messenger RNA from Trypanosoma grayi, 477 nucleotides. RefSeq lists its product as hypothetical. The record is from RefSeq and is a predicted model, not a curated record. Lineage: Eukaryota; Euglenozoa; Kinetoplastea; Trypanosomatida; Trypanosomatidae. The transcript has a single exon. The coding region runs from base 1 to 477 and encodes 158 amino acids.
AUGCAUUUCCUCCUUCCUCCUUCGGGCAGCGGCACCUGGUCGUUAAAUUGCACGUGGAACAACAACAACAACCGUGCACGGUGCCCUGACGACCGCACGUGGGCCCUCACAGAGGAGUUUGGCGAGCAACUACGCAAGUUCGUGGAAUCUGCCGCUAAGCAAUGGGCACUGCAGCACCGAAAGCAGCCACAGCAACAGCAACAGGAAAACUGUCCGCCACGGUUCCCAUGCUCAGUGUGCGGCAAAGAGGAGCAGACACUCCUAACCAUGUCGCUUUCCUCUAAGAUGGCUAGCGAGCAGAGGCGGGACAAACAGGACUGCUCUGAUGGCCUGCACUUCACUGUGUUUUCCGGCAGCACUUUCACGCCUCUGUCUUUUUUCGCUGAGGACGAUGUUGUGAGUCGGUGCCAAUCCUGUGGCAUGUAUGACUACGCGGAAGGACCACACUGCCGCGUCUGUGAUGGACUGAUGCUGUAA